AUGAUUGUGCCCAGAGGUAUCAGACAUACCAAAAGGCUAUACAGUAGUACAAUCUCGCAGGACUUCCUGAAAAAUGUUCUGGAGAGAGUAAAGGAAACUGCAGCCAAGAAACCAAUCUCCAAUUCGCCAAAACCUAGGACCAGAACCAACAAACGCUCUGGCGAUGACUAUGAAGCGAGGGGCAGCUUUAGAAAUGGUUCUAGAAGAGCAGGAAACAGCCAUGGUCCGGUUACGAACGACCCUACGACAUCAAGGAGACCUAACAUUAAUGCCAAUGUGAUGAACAGACAACCCCAGUUCAAGCGUAGAGGUGGAAACGGAACUUCACCUGGCGAGACUGGAUCCGCCUCUACGCUUAUGGAUGCUUUGGAUUCUGUGCAAAGUAGCGGCAACAGAUCUCAGCAGCCACGCCAGAACGUCAGGAAAAGCCGCGGUCUUCGAACUGCCCAACGCAGCGUCCCAGGUCUCACCCAAAAACCUUCUUCUUCCGAGGGAAUUAUUGCGCAAGCCAAAAGAUCUGCGGUGUCGCACCAAUACGUACCAGAGGAACCGACACCACUUGCUUUGUUGAAAUAUGCCCCCAAAUUAGCGCAUAGCUCAUUUUCAAAAAUGAGCGCAUAUGGGCUCUCUGCUUUGCAAAAGAGUGAUUAUCCUUUAAAUCGCCAAAUAAAUAUCGGUGUCGCGUCUUUCCCUUCUGAGCAGCCACUCAACGUCUCCCUCAGUCCCGAAUCUACUUUUUUCGGCCAAUACGCUCCUGCAUCGUCAUUGAUAUGGCGGAAAGAAAGGCUCUUCACUAACUUCAACGUGUGUCCAAACUCUGAGCUAUUCGAGACUACCGUGGAAGGCAAGUACAUGUCUUUGCCAUUUACAAGCGAAAACGAUUUCAAUUCGUUAGCCAAGAGCAACAACAAAAAAACUGAGUUGGUUCAAAACAGUAACAUUGUAAGGCUCAGCUUGGGUAGGUCCAAUAUGGAUCCCGCUGGCAAGAACCUUGUCUUCGAAGUGUGCUCUGGCCUAAAACCGAUUGCCGAUCUGAAAGCCUAG
Lachancea nothofagi CBS 11611 is the source of this 1044-nucleotide messenger RNA. The record is from the annotation of a GenBank genome assembly. NCBI's taxonomy places the organism in Eukaryota, Fungi, Ascomycota, Saccharomycetes, Saccharomycetales, Saccharomycetaceae.